Molecule: messenger RNA, 3153 nt
Organism: Monopterus albus (swamp eel)
Lineage: Eukaryota; Metazoa; Chordata; Actinopteri; Synbranchiformes; Synbranchidae
Gene: tmpob
Product: thymopoietin b
Exons: 6
Coding region: 428-1540 (370 amino acids)
Molecular function (GO): DNA binding
Source: RefSeq, a predicted model, not a curated record
GCUUACUGGGGUGUUUCACCCAAUAGCGGCGCUGUGUUGAGCCUUGUUGCGACAGCGGACAGACAAGCGAGUGGACCGGUUUGAAGCUAAGCUAAUUCAGUGAUAUUACAUCUAGUUAAUUUUGACUUUUUGCAUAGGUUCAUGUUGACGCACACGCGUGGAUCUGUUUAGGAAAAAUCGAAGCUACAUGUAAAGAUUUUAGCUAUUAGGCUAACAAACAGUACUGGGCAUUUAUUUUGGUAAACCGCUUCUGUCUUGCUAGCUGGAUUGGCAGCGGGUAGGCGCCAGUCGUGUUGUGACAACAGCGCUAUUCUGUCACGUUCCCAGUGUUGUUGUUUGUAGCUGUUAACUGAACGAGCUAAUUUCCGUUUGCUGAAGCGGCUAAUAAGGAAACCUCACACCAGUUUAAAAAAAAGCUAAGUUAAGCAUGGCAGAAUUUCUCGAAGAUCCGUCGGUUCUGACCAAAGAUAAGCUGAAGAAUGAGCUCACAGCAAACAAUGUGCCACUUCCCAGCGGAGAGCAUAAAAAAGAAGUGUAUGUGCAGCUGUAUCUGAAGAACCUAACCAUACUGAACAACAAGAAGAGUCCACCUGCAGAUACCUUCUCCAGCGACGAAGAGUUGCCUACCCCCGUGGUGUCCAACAAAAGUCGAUCUGGAAGAAAAGCUACCAAAAAGACAGACAAGCCUCGCACAGAGGGGGUGGAGGUGACAGAUCUCACUGAUGAGGAUUUGAAACAGCAACUGGCAAAGUAUGGUGUGGACUCGGGACCCAUUGUUGCCUCUACCCGUAAGUUGUAUGAGAAGAAGCUGCAGAAGCUUUUGGAUGAGCUUCACACUGAGCCUGAAGCCCCUGCAAAUGUCACAGCACUCCCCAAGGCAGAAAGUAACCAGAAUGGCAACACAAACUCUGACCAGUACAGUGAUAAGGAAGAUGAAGAGAUUACGACCCCUGUACCAGAGCCAGUUCCAGUGGCAGAGAAGCCUCUGAGGAGCAGAGGGAAAAUUCCUGUUACCGUCAGGACCAGCAGCAGACGACAAACCAAGGUGGUCGAGGAAAUUAUUACUGAGGAGACCCCAAAGAAAGCCAGCGAAAGUGUUGUUGAAGAUAUCCUUGCCAAUGAAAUAAACACACCAACAGGCAUCAGUGCAACCUGUAGGCGUCCGAUCCGAGGGGCAGCUGGUCGACCUGUAAAACCAACUGAGUACUGGCUGGAUGAGUCCCGUCUGCAGCACAGCAUCCACACACAGAGCCGCUCCUACUCUGAGUCUUUCUCCCGACCGGGCAGCACUCCUUUAAACAAAGCACCAGCGCAGCGAGGCUUCCUGUCUGUGUUGCUCAAGCUACUCCUCCUUGCUGUGGUGGGUGGUUUACUCUACUAUGUCUACUGGAACCUGGAUGCUGAUCAGAUCAGCACCCUCAAAGGCCUCCUGGACAGCAUCAUCGUGCCACUCCGGGGUGUUGUGGACAACGCAGCCACCUAUCUGGGCAUCAGCAGCAACGGCAACAGCAGCAGUGCUACACAGAGUGCUGGCAAGUAAACACUCUCAGCAGUCCUUCGCCAUGCCCACAUCGCCUUCCUGCCGCCUGCUACAGCACACCACAACUCAAGCUGCAAGCUUGCCUCACUUCUUCUCUUCUCCUAUAUGCUUGGACAGUGGACACAGAUUUAAUUGGAACAGACUUUCUCCUCUCCAGACUGCAGCUUUCCUCCCACCACAAGAGGGAGGUGUAAGUCAAACAGUAGCUUCUGGAUAACACUGUUUUGUGGCAGUCAGAAGAAACUGAUCUUAAUGUUUUUAAUCUGUGAAUUGUUUGUGUCUUUGUGUGUAUUUAACCGUUGUCUUUAGAAACAAGUGCAGAAUGGAGAGGCCAGUUUAUCCAUGCAUGGUUCUAGUUUUUGAAGGCCACGCUGUAGUUUCUAACGCUCUGUGCCAGGUGUUUUUCUGACGGUGACGUGCCUGGACACAGUUAGCACUUAGUGCCCUCCCAUUGUCAAGCACAAAGCAGUGCUACUACUAAUACCCGAAUGUCUAUAUGUGUUUCUGUAUGAAUUUUAUCAUUUGCUCCAUAGCUAUAGAUUUAGGUAGUGACUCAUUAUUUCUACAGUGCUCAGGUCAGUUCAAGUGUUUAACGUGGUCUGUGCUGGGAGGAGACGCAUCGUGUAAUCAGGUCACAUCACUGCAUGAGGAAAAGUACAAGUAAAAACAAAACUUUUUUUUUUCUCGGUGGCUGAUCACUUCUUGAAUCAUCAUAUUUAGGAUUCUAUGAUUAUGACUAACAAGAUAAUUUUGUUUAUUCUGUAUUGUAAUCAUGAUUUCUUUUUUGUUUGUUUGUUUUUUACGGUCUGUGGAUUGGUAGUUUUACUGUACAUUUGAAAUUGUGUAUCAAUAGCCUGAGCUCAUCAAUUUACAAACUGAAAAUUCUAAAACAGCCUUUGAGAUGAUUAAAUAUCAUUCAUUUGACAAGUACACCUGAAAAGUAAAAAAAAAAAUGCAGCUUUCAGUCAUAGAUUAUUGGCUUUCCAGCCCUGCCAGAGUGCUCGUAUGAGUUUACAUGCUUUGGGUUUUAGUGCUCUGUUGUGCUUUCUCUUAUGUUCACUGUCUUUAUUCAGUUCUGAUCCUUCAGUCCUAAAUGCAGGACUGGCUGUUGCAGUGCACCCACAUAGCCCAGCUCACUACCUGCAUGUGUCCAGACAUGGCAUAUCCACAAAGAAGACAUGGAAAAACUUCAUCCUUUUGGGACAAUUUAUCAAUUUGUUCUCUUCAGAAGUCUUGACUACUUCUACCUGUGCAAAUUACAACAAUGAAGGCCAUGGAUUUACUAUGAAAGGGGUUGUUUACCCACUGGGGAUGAAGUUGGGGGGUGGGAAGGUUUCUGGGGUAUGUUUGUUUCUACUUUGAUAUUUUUCUAUAGUGGCUUGUUCAAGUUUUUUAUAGUGCAUUUCAAGAUGACAUUUGAAAGCAAUAUGUAAUCCACGCAAGUGAUACUGUAUCUUAAUCUGAACCUUUCUGACUUAACACAAGUGAUUCAUCAUCAGGCAGCUCUCCCACAGUCAACAGAAAUGAUGGGUUAUGUGGGUAAGGAUUUUUAAUCUGUUUAUUUAUGAUUAUGUAGACAAUGUGUGAUAAAAUAAACAUGGCUGUUAAUUUUC